GCAGGGUGCAGCAAUUUCUGGUCUUGAACCUAAGCGCAUGCUCUUGCAGUUUUUAAAAUCUUCUAGAUCGUGAAAACUGACACCUCAACUUCGUAGAAAUGAAUAGACAAAAGUAAUUGCAUGUUUGAAAGCUGACACACAAAUCAAAGAUGAACAAUAAACUAAUUGCAUGAGCAGGUAGUACCAGUUCCAUAAUUACAAAACAUGUUAUCAUUAAUUGGAAAGAGAAUUGAUUUGUUGACUCGUAUAAACUUUUUAGGGUUCGUUAACAUAUCAAAUUCAUAGGAUCAUAACUCUUUCUCCGCCGCCCGAUGAAAACUUCUUUGUGACAAUGAAGCAACCAAGUAACAGUCAGAGUUUCAAUUAUCUCUACCUACUUGGAAUGGUGGUUUUUCUUGCAUCAUUUUUAGGAUGUUCUCUCUAUAAGGAACAAAUAAAGAGUACUUGGUUCCAAGAACCUAAACAGCAGAACAUCAUACAAGAAGCAAGAAACUUAAGCAACCGUGCAGAUCGAGAAACCGGUGGGACAGAUGAUGACCCAGAAAAGAACCAAAACAGCCAAGGACAGCUUUCUGUAGGAGAAAAGGAAGAGAACCAGGUUCUGCUGCCAAUGAAAGAGUGUGAUAUCUUCACAGGAACAUGGGUUUUUGAUAAUUUAACACACCCUUUAUACAGAGAAGACGAAUGUGAGUUUGCCUCAGAAUGGGUAAGAUGCACUAGAAAUGGAAGGCCGGAUUCUUUGUACAAGAAAUGGAGAUGGCAACCAAGGGAUUGUUCUUUGCCCAAGUUUGAAGGAAGGGUGUUGCUAGAAAAACUGAGAGGAAAGAGGCUUAUGUUCGUGGGAGAUUCAUUACAUUUAAACCAGUGGCAAUCUAUGGUUUGUAUGGUCCAUUCUAUCCUUACUUUGGGCAAGAAGAGUGUGAGCUAUGGAGACUACAUCUAUGUCUUUAAAGCAGAGGAGUACAAUGCAACCAUAGAAUUCUACUGGGCUCCAUUCCUGGUUGAAUCCAACGUGGACCCUCCAACAAAUAGAGAUGGAACAUCAGACCGAAUAAUCAUGCCUGAAUCAAUCUCAAAGCAUGGAGAUAACUGGAAAGAUGCAGACUAUCUUAUCUUCAACACAUAUAUCUGGUGGAUUAACUAUCCCACUGUAAAAGUGUUACGAGGAUCAUUUCAAGAAGGCACAACAGAGUACGACGAACUUGAACUGAAUAAAGCAUAUGGGAAAGUGCUGCAGACAUGGGCUAAUUGGGUGGAUGGAAAUAUUGAUCCUACUCGUACUUAUGUUUUCUUUAACAGCAUAUCUCCAAUACAUGUCAGGAGCUUGGACUGGAACAACCCAGAUGGAAUCCAGUGUGAAAAGGAAGACACACCAGUACUAAACAUGUCAAUGCCACUGGACGUAGGCACAAACCAAGACCUUUUUGCAAUUGCAGCGAACUUCACUAAAUCAAUGAAAGUACCUUUAUACUUCCUCAACAUAACAACCCUUUCUGAGUACAGGAAAGAUGCACAUCCCUCAGUUUAUAGAGCUAUAGGAGGCAAGCUGCUCUCUCCAGAACAAAGGUCCAAUCCUGCCGUCUAUGCAGAUUGUACUCACUGGUGCCUCCCUGGAUUGCCUGAUACGUGGAAUGAGUUGCUCUAUGCACAUAUUGUCUCAAAAUCAUGAGUCCUGCCAAAAUGAUUUCUACCAUUGUUUUUGUGUCAGAGAGUGGUUAUAUCUUCAACUGAAAAGAAUCAUUAGAUCUGAAGCAUUAAAAAGGCAUAACUUUAGGCAUCCAACAAAGAUAACAGAGAAUUCUUCAAUGUAUUAUCACCUGCUAUAAAGUGGACAUAUUUUGCUAUUAUCUUUUUCA
Carica papaya (papaya) is the source of this 1856-nucleotide messenger RNA. Lineage: Eukaryota; Viridiplantae; Streptophyta; Magnoliopsida; Brassicales; Caricaceae. The record is from RefSeq and is a predicted model, not a curated record.